CAGUAGCAGCAGCCAGUCAGACAAGUAGCUGUCCAGCGCUGCAUAAGCCUGAAAUACUUCAUGUGAUAGCAUCGUGCAGCACUUCUACACCAAGUUGUGGGUCUCCAACUUUCCUAUACAAGAAUAAGAUAACAUUGCUAAAAAGAAAAAAAAAAGAGAUGUCUGAGAUGGUCAGCGUUCACGGAUGGAUGGACGAUGCGCUGAGUUCUCAGGAUGAGAUGAAAGAGUCAAGUCAGAGGGAUUCCGCAUACGACAUGUUGUCAGGUCUCAGUCAUGAAGAACAUGAUGGAGAAGAAGACGAGGAAGAGGAGGAUGAUGGAGAAAAGCCAAAGAAGAGAGGACCUAAGAAAAAGAAGAUGACCAAAGCUAGAAUGGAGAGGUUCCGUGUGCGAAGGGUAAAAGCCAAUGCCAGGGAGCGCUCCAGAAUGCAUGGGCUAAAUGAUGCCCUGGACAACCUCAGGAGGGUCAUGCCAUGUUACUCUAAAACACAAAAGCUGUCCAAGAUUGAGACCCUCAGGCUGGCCAGAAAUUAUAUAUGGGCAUUAUCUGAAGUAUUAGAAAGAGGGCAAACUGCAGAAGGGAAAGGCUUCCUGGAAAUGCUCUGUAAAGGCCUCUCUCAGCCCACCAGCAAUCUCGUAGCUGGCUGUCUGCAGCUCGGACCUCAGACCAUGUUCUUAGAAAAACAUGAAGAUAAGGCACAUAUGUGUGACUCUUCACUUUCUGCUCAUGCAUAUGCUUAUCAGUCACCAGGGCUACCAAGUCCUCCAUACGGUAAUAUUGAGGCACAUCAUUUGCACUUGAAACCACCUACUUUCAAAACUGUUGUGGAUUCUUCUAUGGUAAGCCAUACCUUAAACUGUACCACACCUCCUUAUGAUGGUGCCCUUACUCCCCCACUGAGCAUUACAGGCAAUUUUUCCUUGAAACAAGAUGGUGCACCAGAUAUGGACAAGUCCUAUGCCUUCCGAUCUCAUUAUCCUUCUCUUGGGCUCGGUGGUACUCAUGGGCAUGGGUCACAUUUUCAAACUGCUGUCCCAAGAUAUGAUAUUCCAAUUGACAUGGCCUAUGAAUCAUAUCCACAUCAUGCCAUCUUCACUGAGUAAUUGCCCACAAUAGAAUGGACUUAACAUAGAGAAACUUAACUUGGGACAUUUUUUUUUAGCAAUCCAGGGAAGUAAAAAUAAGCCAGAACUCUAAUUUUAUAAUCAACAUAAAUGAAGGCUAUAAUCACCUCAAACUAUUUCUGAAACUUUAGCAUAUUUUGCUUAUGUGCUAUAUUUUGUUGUUUGUCUUAUCAUAUUGUGUUUUUUUUAUUACUAUUUGCCAAUUGUGAAAACAUGAAAUAUUCAGACAAAUGUCUCAAACCUUUAUCAAUAUAAUUGACCAUUUUAGAAUUGGCAGCACUGUUGAAAUGAAAGCAGUUUUAUUAUUCUACAGGAAGAGUAGGGUGCUCAUUAUUUACUAUCUAGAUGCAUUUAUGAUCUGUUAUACAUUCCUACACUUCAGCAAGAAUAUUUUGUUACUUGUGUAAUUAAAAUUUACAAAACAGAUGGAAAUAGAGAAAAUGUGAAUGCAUUGCAGAGGUUUUUUUUUUUUUUUACAGCAGUACAGUAAUGCCCUUAUUUAUCAAUGAGUGAUACAUUUCACUGUGAGUGAUAAAUUGCACCAGCCAAUCAGCUCCUCACUGCCAUGUCACAGGCUGUGUUUGAAAAAUAACAGUUAGGAGCUGAUUGGAUGGUGCAAUUUAUCACUCACAGUGAAAUUUAUCACUCAUUGAUAAAUAAGGGCAUACGUUUGGCUCAAUACAGUUAAAUCAAUAAAUCCUGAUGUCCCCUUAUAUCAGCAAGCACAUCAGAAUCCGCUUUAUUGGCCAGGUGUACUCACGUACACUAGGAAUUUUUUGCUGUACAGUGCAUCGCCAAGCAGCAACAUGAAGGGGGAAUACAUAGCAUAAGAAGGGGGAAAAACGUAGCAUACAUUACACGUAUGAGUUCAUACUGCACAUUGCAACAUUGCAACAUUAACAGCUAAGCAAGGAUCAAAGUAGUAGAGCUUUAGCAAGAACUAGGAAGUAUGAAUGGGGACUUUCUAAUAUGUGCUUUGAUGCCACUUUUCAUCCUUGUAUUCGAUAUGUGGUGGAAUCAAAGCGAACAGUACACAAACAUUGUGCUGAACUGUCUAAGAUUUGAGGCAGAACCAAUCAUGCACUGGUUAGAAACAUGUCAGUAAUGGGGCAGAAAUAGUCGCCCUAAUUGGUCAGAAUUACUCCCAUUCUGGUUGUGUGUUCAUAAGGCAGAACAUUUGAGUCUACAAAUUGUUUUAAAGCAUUAUGAUUGUGAUGUUAUGUUACUGCAGUAACAUUUUCCAUAUACACAAUAAUACAAUCAAUCUACCUUACAUAUAGGGGGUAAUUCUGAAUUGAUCGCAGCAGGAACUUUGUUAGCAGUUGGGCAAAACCAUGUGCACUGCAGGGGAGACAGAUAUAACAUGUGCAGAGAGAGAUAGAUUUGGGUGUGGUGAGUUCAAUCUGCAAUCUAAAUUGCAGUGUAAAAAUAAAUCAGCCAGUAUUUACCCUGCACAGAAACAAAAUAACCCACCCAAAUCUAACUUUCUCUGCAAAUGUUAUAUCUGCCCCCCCCCCCCCUCCUGCAGUGCACAUGGUUUUGCCCAACUGCUAAAAGAUCUCCUGCUGCGAUCAACUUGGAAUUACCCCCAUAGAACAGUACCCAUUUACCACUCAUUCUUAAAAAUAAGCAAUAUCCUCAUACUGUGUAUGUAAGCAACAUUCUCAUAUGUGAUAAUUUACAAAAUUGUAUGUACUGUGCCAGCAACCACUCAGCAUAAAAGUGUAUGCAGAACACAACAUUGCCAGGUAAUGAAAACAUUUCCACAACUACUAAUAUAGCACAUUUAUUUAUUAUGGCCCUCAUUCCGAGUUGAUCGGUCGCAAGGCGAAUUUAGCAGAGUUACACACGCUUAGUCUACGCCUACUGGGAGUGUAUCUUAGCAUCUUAAAAGUGCGAACGAAGUUUACGCAAUAUUGCGAACAAAAAAAACUUAGCAGUUUUAGAGUAGCUCCAGACUUACUCUGCCUGUGCGAUCAGUUCAGUGCUUGUCGUUCCUGGUUUGACGUCACAAACACUCCCAGCGUUCGCCCAACCACUCCCCCGUUUCUCCGGCCACUCCUGCGGUUUUUCCGGAAACGGUAGCGUUUUCAGCCACACGCCCAUAAAACGCCGUGUUUCCGCCCAGUAACACCCAUUUCCUGUCAAUCACACUACGUUCGCCGGUGCGAACAAAAAGCCGUGAGUAAAAAUCCUUUCUUCAUAGCAGAAUUACUUAGCGCAGUCGCAGUGCGAACAUUGCGCAUGCGCUCUAAGCUGAUUUUCACUGCGAUGCGAAAAAAAAGAACGAGCGAACGACUCGGAAUGAGGGCCUAUAUAUUCUUUUUUUAUUUCUAUUUAUUUUCAUAAACUUAUUAUAAUGAUGUUUGUUAAAGGAUGUAUAAAAAAGUAAGAGCAAUACUUAAUUUUUGUGUUCAUGUUGCCUCUUAAGGAUUAUUGUUUAAUUAUUAUGUUUGUUAUGUGCUUUAUUUUUUUAUCUAUGAAGUUUAUUUUUAUUUAUAUUAUUAUUUAUAUUAAUUUAUAUUUUGUAUGUUUUUUUCUGUUUGGCUCCUUGUACUAUAUUAUUUAUUUUUUUGCUAUUAAUGUGGGUCAUUGGAAGUGACAAACCACUCCUGGCACUUUACUUUUUAGAAACUCAGUGCCCUUAGGACGACUAUACUUACUACCUUAUGUUUUCUGUGGCACAGAUGACAUAUUUUACAACACAUACAGUACGGUACAAUUAAAUUACAAAGUGACUAUUUACAAGGCAUAAUUGUCACAAUUUUAGUUUCUUUUUCCCCAAACCAAGGGGAGAAAAUGUAACAAAAAAUCAACCAAGCUUCAGUGUACAAUCUAAUAGAAUACCUUGUGGAUUGUCAUUGUCAUUAUGCAUGCCAAUAGUCAUUAAUCUUUGGCAUAUAAAAGGCUAAGUGAAUUGUAUUACCAUUCUGUAUGUGUUGAAAGUAUGGACAAAUUCAUUAUUUUCUUUGAGAGACGAGUACAAAUCAAUGCACUUUUACAUAAGGGCCAUAGCAACAAAAACUCAUACCUUGGGUUCACAAAUGUCUUGUCUAGGUAAAGAUACACAUUGACAACAGUAUGCAAAUUUAGAAAAUAAUUGAAAUACAGUAUUUGACACUGUAAAUACCCAGGCAAAAUACAUAAAGCAUUUUAAUCAACGAGAUAUAGAAUGGCUCUAAAUAACAACGAGUAACAAAUACAAAUACCAUGCUAUUUAUUUAGUAUUCUAUUACUCCACAAAUUUUCAUUAUAAUAUUGCAUUAUUUUUGCCUCUGGUUUGCUUACAUUUUGUUCUACAAACAGCAUCAUUGUUUCUACCACUUUCACGCCGCAUCCCGGAGAGUCAUGUAUUAUAUUUUGUAUAAAUUAUUUUAGUUGUAUAUUGUUAUUUUUAGAAGGGAAACAAGUGAAAAAACAAUUCUCAAUACUUUUGUUUUAUACUGAAAAUAGGAAAUGUUUAUUCUUUUGUACAGAAGGUAAAAUGUUAUUGUUUUUUUUUAACUCCAGUAAAGUUGUAAAUCUUGUACACGAUAAAAGUGUGGCGUGUCCUUUAUAUAAACGAUGUUCCCUGUGGGUGUAUACAGUUUUGGUUGCAAUGCCAUGACAGUCACUGUUGCAAUUCAGCUUUUUUGGGUUAUAGCCAGAUGCCAGCUGACUUUCUCUUUCUGGAUUAUAAUAUGUAAAUCCCUGUCCUGAUAUCGUACUUGUAGCUGAAAUUCACAGCCAAAAUAAAAUGAUCUAGAAAACUGGAAAACAUCAGCGGACCCAUACAAAUGGCAAAUGCAGCAAAGCCAUUUUUGAAUGUUUGUUAUGUCGUCGUCGUCGUCAUCAUCAUCAUACUGUAUUUAUGAAUAUCAUUUAUUUAUAGGACUUCAUAGAUUUCAUAGCGCCGGACAAUCAUAACGGAUAUGACAGUCAUGAAUACAAUAAGCGAGUGGUUCUCAAACUGUGUGCCGUGGCACCCUGGGGUUCCUCGGGACACUUGCAGGGGUGCCUUGGAUCUAGGACCAAUUCAAAUUAUUUAUGAUCAAUGUAAUAGGCAAAACCAGUGCUGGUGGCUGCCAAUCAUAAAAUAUGUGCACAAACAGAGGCAAAUCUUGUCCCUCAUCACACAAUUGAAUCUAAGGAUGACAUAUAAACACAAUUUACUAUUUCUUUCUAAAUUUCUCAGUAAGAAACUUUGACCUAGGGGUGCCAUGAAAAAAAUUCUGAUACUCCAUGGUGCUGUGAUUCAAAAAAGUUUGGGAACCAUUGCAAUAAGAACUAUAACAAAAACAUGAUUAGAAUUGAACACAAUAGCAAUAUCAGGAAUAGAGACGGAAUGAUGUGCAAUCAAUUACAGGUACAGCACAAAUUCUAUGCAUGUGAAUAAACAAACAACAUAAACAAUAAUAAACAAACUCCCACAAAAUGAAUCAAAAGACAUGAUAAGGGCCAUACAUGUAGAUGGACAGUGGACGAACGUGAGACAUGAGUUGGAGAGGACCCUGCCUAUGAGAGCUUACAUUACAGAGGAAUUUGAUGUAUUCUAAUGACUUGGCCGUGGGGUAUAGCAGUUUACAUAAGUGACAAAAUGUGUUUUGCUGUAAUGAAUUAAUAAAGUUUAUUAUUUACAAA
Molecule: messenger RNA, 5744 nt
Organism: Pseudophryne corroboree (corroboree frog)
Lineage: Eukaryota; Metazoa; Chordata; Amphibia; Anura; Myobatrachidae
Gene: NEUROD4
Product: neuronal differentiation 4
Exons: 2
Coding region: 159-1103 (314 amino acids)
Biological process (GO): nervous system development; axon development; positive regulation of transcription by RNA polymerase II
Cellular component (GO): nucleus
Molecular function (GO): E-box binding; protein dimerization activity; DNA-binding transcription factor activity, RNA polymerase II-specific
Source: RefSeq, a predicted model, not a curated record